This is a messenger RNA of Sinocyclocheilus anshuiensis, 2599 nucleotides long. RefSeq names its product SH2B adapter protein 3. The transcript has 7 exons. Gene Ontology annotation, biological process: intracellular signal transduction. Gene Ontology annotation, cellular component: plasma membrane. Gene Ontology annotation, molecular function: transmembrane receptor protein tyrosine kinase adaptor activity. Lineage: Eukaryota; Metazoa; Chordata; Actinopteri; Cypriniformes; Cyprinidae. The record is from RefSeq and is a predicted model, not a curated record.
GUUGUCGCGGCGUCCAUGGAAACUUUGUGUGCUUUUUUUUCCUUCCUGAAAGUUUACGCAGGGCUGUUGUUGCGCGCAUCCAACAUGACAGAGAAAGUAACGGACAUCGCGGCUGGCAGUGAUUCCCUGCUGUGCUGGUUACUGCAAUGAAUGGUAACACUGUCCAGCAGACCACGAGCACUGCACCGUUCGUAGCACCUCCUUGUGGAUGGAGGGAGUUCUGCGAGUUGCAUGCCAGCACCACAGCCCGAGAACUUGCCCAGCACUACCGGCGCUUCGUCAGAGAGCGGCCGGUGCAGGAUGUGGUCCCGCCGGAAAGUUUCUCGAAGCAGUUCAGCGCCCUCUUCCAGCACCACUUCAGCAGCGAGGUGGCUAAAGAUGCAGAACCUGCCCCACGUCUGCCGCCACCACCACCCUUACUGCCCAUGACUGCCCGCUUACGCAUCACUUCCUUCUCAGGGGUGCUGGACUACCGGGAGACCGUGCGGCCAGGAGUGACUCCGCUAGUUGCCGUGUUGGCACCCAAACCAGAUGCCGCCGGCGUCCCUAGGGAACAGGAGCAGUUGCUGCGCUGCUCUCCUGCAGACACUACACAUAGAACGCGGCAUCAUAGCCAGGAAGAUGAACACCCGGAGCGGAGGACCGGGUCUGAACAAUAUUCUCCCCCUUUGUUUCCCUUUCCUUCCCGUAGUGACAUAACCCACUUUUCCGUCAGGGGCAUUCGAGAAAGCGUAUGCCGAUUCUUUAAAAAAUCCCUGCAACUUGACGAAUCCUCAAGUGGUUUCCCAAGGGAGGAUUCGAUCAAAGGGGCCGGACCCUCGGCGAGUGUUGAAUGCAGCUCUCAAACCCCACCUCAGACUGUGCAGGUACCCGCCCAUCGCACCUCGCAGAAGGGUGCGCGGUGGGAACGAUGGAAUCCGUUGCGAACUGUGAGACGGAGGCAAGAGACAGGAAGUGUUUGUAAAGAGGGGCAGCUGAGGUACCUGGAGGUGGAUGACACUAUCUCAGACACAUCCCCGCAUUGGUUGCGCUGCCGCCUGCAGGUCAGGAGGAUCAACGAACAAACCACUAGUGAGAGGUACCAGCUGGAGCUCUAUGACCCACCUAAGGACCACAAAACGCCAAAGCUCACUGUACCCUGUUCGGACAUCCAAGAGAUUCGACGCUGUAAUCGCCUAGAGAUGCCAGACAACUUGAACACAUUUGUCUUAAAGGUUACUGGUCAUCCGGGUAGUUUUAUAUUUGAGGCUGAUAAUGAGCAGCAGGUGAGCUCUUGGACCACAGAGCUCAGAGAAUGCAUUACCAGCAGGUCAGAUAGUGUGGAUGGAGAACCGUUUCCUGUUAGCGACUCGCUCAACGCAGCUCGCAGAGGGAGCACAGAGCCCGGCGGCCAGGGCUCUCUGGGUUUUGGACUCGCAGAGCACGCCUACAAUAAAACGGAUCACUUCCUGUCCUCUUACCCAUGGUUCCAUGGGCCCAUAUCACGUGUGCGGGCUGCCUACCUUGUACAGCAUGCCGGGUUCAGUGGUCAUGGGAACUUCCUCGUGAGACAGAGCGAGACGCGGAGAGGAGACUACGUCCUCACGUUUAACUACCAGGGCAGAGCAAAGGUAACGAGGCCUGAUCAUCAUCGUCUUCAUCAUCAUCAUCGGAAUAUCAUUUUUCCUCUUGUGCUUUGUGGUUUAGAUGGGUUUUAGUAGUUCUGUGAGACUUGACACAAGGAAACAUGCCUUCUCUCAAACACAUACUCAUCGGAAAUAUUUCACUUUUGCGUUAAUAUUUUCUCUUGCAUCUCUCUAGGUCAGAGUUCGGCUAUUGGCUCUCCGUUAUUGGUGCCCUUCUCUCGCUGGAGCUCAGAGCCGAGUCUGGCUCACUGUUGUCCCGAUUCUUGCCCUCACUCCAGCCCCUCCACGGCCCAGUCUUCAGCAUUAGCCGCGCUCCAGCACCACGUGCCCCUUUCAUUUCCAGAUCGCCCCAUUCCCGUCCCCCUGCGCCGGAGCGAGUCGGUGGGCCGCAGAAACCUGCUCCGCCACCCCAACCUGCUGCCGCCCCUACUGUCCAACCGGGACUCUGACUACGAACUGGAGCCUCCCAACAGGGGGCGCAAAAGAGCCAUCGACAACCAGUACAUGUUCUUCUGACAGAGACAGAGGAUGAAAAAGAAAACAAAAGAAGCCACAGAUGAAAAGUGCUCCAGAAUUCCCGCCCGGAUGGAGAGCAUGCGGAAGCCAAAAGAGUUCGAGUCGUGCGAGAUUGCGCACGAGACUCGGGGUAGAGGCACGGGUGGCACUCGUGUGUUGCACGUGUGUCUGAACGAUACUGCCAGACACCUGACACCCAACCCUGCCAGCUGUCUACCUUGUGAAUGUAUUAUACAGAUGUUUCACUAUCAAAUCGGUGUAGAAAAACUAAAGUAGGAAGGUGAAGUAGACAGCUGCUUAGAGGAUUUGUUGGAAGUAGCAGAUGGGAACGUUUCACGACGGCUGGUGAGUAAGUCGUACACAAAGCAAGGGUCUAAUCAAACACGUCUGUGUCUACACUGGAAGCGGCCGACAUCACAACAACUUGAGGCCGUCUGCACUGGAUACGUUCACAGUCA